AUGCAGGAUCCUAUCAAUAUCUCAGAGAACAUAUCCGAUAAGGAGUUCGUUCGUUACAGAACAAACUUCGGAGUCAACCUAGGCGGAUGUUUUGUCCGUGAAAAAUGGAUGUUCAAAGACUCAAUGAUCGGGGAUGAACAUAACGGACCCAAGACUGAGCUCCAGGCUCUUAAAGAAGAAGUAGCACGGGACCGUGAUGGUGCUCGUGACUUCUUGGAGAACCACUGGCAAUCAUUUAUGAAUGAUGACGACUGGAAAUGGAUCCAGUCGAAGGGAAUGAACAGUGUCAGAGUGCCAAUUGGAUACUGGAACAUUGAUGGAGGCAAUUUCACCGGAGGCACCAAGUUUGCUGACUAUGCCGACAUUUACAGGAACUCAUGGCAGAUCUUCAAGUCUCACUUUAUCGAGGCAGCAGCAAGAUUUAAUAUCUCUGUUCUAGUGGACGUGCAUGCUUUACCCGGAGGCGCAAAUAAAGACAGUCAUAGUGGAGAAGAACACACUGCUGAUUUCUGGUCCGACGAAGGAAAGCAGGGCUCAAUGGUCGAGGCAGUUCGCUUCAUUGCCCGUGACUUGAAAGGUUACAGCAAUGUCAGUGGAAUUCAAGUGGUGAACGAGGCUUUUGACGUCAAACCUAAAGACAGUCUGUUCAGAUACUACGAGAGCGCUAUGAGGGCAAUUAGGGAAGAAGACGACUCAAUCCCAGUUGUCAUUUCAGAUGGAUGGUGGACCCCAAAUUUCACUAGUUGGAUCAAAAACAUUCAGGGAGAUGGCCAGAACUUUGGCUUCGUCUUAGAUGCGCAUUGCUACCGAAUGUUUAGCGAAGGAGAUCAGAAGAAGUCGGCCCAGCAAAUCACUGAUGAUCUUGAAGGAGACUUUGUGAACGGUCUUAUGCAAGGUCCUCAAGAUGAACAGGAAGUGGUUGAUCUCAUGCUCGGUGAGUAUUCUUGCGUUCUCAGUGAAGAAACUUGGCGGAAUUCCAACGUCAGCGAUAAGGACACAAACGAUCCAGGUAGAAAAGACUUGGCAGCCAGGUUCGGCCGAAAGCAAGUUGAACUCGCCUUGAAAAGAACGCCCGCUGCGAUCUAUUUUUGGAGCUAUAAGUUUCCUUACCCAUGGGGUGAAUGGGAUGCCAGAGUGGUAUUUGAUGGAUACAUCGGGACACCAUCAAUCUCUAUGCCCCAAGGUGGCCUCUUCGAAGAACUUCGCGACAACGCUUUCAAUGCGCAUGUCGACUAUUGGACGAAUGAAGGCCAUAAUUUUGAUUUCGAGAGAUACAAGCUAGGCUACGAAGCCGGAUGGUCCGACUGUUUUGGUUUUGCCGAACGCGGUGCCAUGCUUGGUCGCAGAAUCGCUCUUAAUUUUGCCAGAAAGCAGCAGCAUAUCCGUGAGAGAGGAGAUCAGGAUGUCUGGCAGUUUACUCAGGGCUAUAACAAGGCGACGAAAGACUUUGCAGAGAGGUGCUACAGAGUGUAA
Messenger RNA from Australozyma saopauloensis, 1473 nucleotides. Its product is annotated as glycoside hydrolase family 5 protein. Gene Ontology annotation, molecular function: glucan endo-1,6-beta-glucosidase activity. Gene Ontology annotation, cellular component: extracellular region; cell surface. The record is from RefSeq and is a predicted model, not a curated record. NCBI's taxonomy places the organism in Eukaryota, Fungi, Ascomycota, Pichiomycetes, Serinales, Metschnikowiaceae. The coding region runs from base 1 to 1473 and encodes 490 amino acids. The transcript has a single exon. Gene Ontology annotation, biological process: glucan catabolic process.